This is a messenger RNA of Fraxinus pennsylvanica, 561 nucleotides long. The record is from the annotation of a GenBank genome assembly. Lineage: Eukaryota; Viridiplantae; Streptophyta; Magnoliopsida; Lamiales; Oleaceae.
AUGAAGAAAUUUAGCUCAGGAGCUCUUCUUUUUGUUGUACUCUUUCUCGUUACUCAUUUCUCAGAGGCUAGACUUCAAGUGUGCAAGCCAAGUGGCAAAAUAAUUGGAAAAAAGCCUCCUCCUGGACAAUGCAACCAGGAAAACCAAUCUGACUGCUGUAAACAGGGGAAGUCUUACACCACCUACAAGUGUUCACCCCCAGUGUCAGGAAGCACUAAUGCAGUUCUCACAAUUAACAGCUUCGAGAAGGGUGGAGAUGGCGGUGCGCCAUCAGAAUGUGACAACAAGUACCAUUCCGAUAACACACCAGUUGUUGCUCUAUCAACUGGAUGGUACAAUGGAGGAUCAAGGUGCCUUAACAAUAUCACAAUAACUGCUAAUGGCCGAAGUGUAACUGCUAUGGUGGUUGAUGAGUGUGAUUCUACCAUGGGAUGUGAUGACGACCAUGAUUAUCAACCUCCAUGUGAUAAUAACAUUGUCGAUGCCUCUAAAGCUGUAUGGGAAGCCUUAGGAGUAUCUGGUAAUGUGGGCGAGUUGGAUAUCACUUGGUCUGAUGCCUAG